UCCACUACAUUUAAAUAAUGAUUUUAUAAAAUAUUUAUAUGAAUAUAUGAUAAAUGUGUAUGGGAGUUAAUCCGUUUUCCAUCCCCUCAAUUCAACCCUGUGCUAGCGCACGACUGUUGCCAUGGUCAGUUUAGAAAGUGCCUUUUACGCAUAUUCUCGAAAUGUUCGUUGUCAGAAGUGAUUUGUUUGCGAUAUUCCCCUUCAAAUUUUGCUAGAAUAUCAAACGUGGAGUAGAAUUCGAUAUAUAUAGAGUGCGAUAAAUUGUUUAAUCGGUUUUUUGAGCAUCUGUCGUCUGAUAAUUUAUAAUUUACGUUUCAACUUUGCUUCUUGUGUUGUGGUGUCGGUAACUGGAUGACAAAAUGUACAUUUUUGGAGGCAUUAUUCACGAAAUAAAAGGAUGUUUAAGAAAGUGAAAGAAAGAAGUGAGAUGCCAACGAAUUUUUAGUAUAUAAUCUCCAUGAAGGGUUUACCGCCUGCUCAAUGGGCUUUUUAAAUUUGAAAAGUUACCUUCGUUCAAGACCACCAGGAAGAAAAAAGUAGCGGCAGGUAAUAAACAUGUAUACCAACCGAAAAUCUUACAUUUUAAAAUUACUGCUGGUAGUAUUCGUCGUAUAUGGAUUCGUUCACGUUUUUACCAACUCGGCAGUACCCGUUAUCAGAGAAAUGCAAGAAUCCGGUAGGAAUCUUGCCGCUCUCGGUAGUGCCAACCUCGGUUCCUCAGGUUUCGAAGAUAUUACUGUCAAGGACAUAAUACCCGCCGUCGAUCCGAUCAAAAAUUAUAUAGAAACCCAUCAAAAUGUUGUGAUGGAUGUACAACCAUCAAAACCCGUUCCAUCAAUCAUAGAUAAAGUAAGGGAGGUAACAAAAUGCGUAGACAAACCUAUGGUACCGAAAAUUCAACAACGAGGCGAUUAUUGGGUCCUUUACAAUUACAUAACAGCCGAAAUAAGUCACAGAUGCCAUGAAAGUAUAACAUACACAACCCACGCUGAUUUUUCCUUUAUGGAUAACUUGGUGCCAUUGCUGGAACGAUGGAACGGGCCAAUCAGUAUAGCUCUACACGCUCCGGGAACUGAUUUUCAAAAUACUAUCGACUCCAUAGCAUACCUCAGGGAUUGUACCACGCCCAUGGUGAAAGAAUUGGUUACUUUCCACAUUUAUUUCAGUACCAAACACGUUCCUAAAGAGGUUCCCAAGGAAGAUUCCUUAUUCGCGGAACCUUACAACUGUUCGCUGGUCCCUCCUUUCAUGAAUUUCUCCAGCGAAAAUAUGUACAAGGCUCAGAAGAAGCUUCUGUAUCCCGUAAACGUCGGUAGGAACGUGGCUCGAGAAAUGGCUCAAACACAUUUCAUCUUACCGUCAGAUAUCGAACUGUAUCCUAGUCCUAACGUAAUAGAAAAGUUCCUAGCGAUGAUCGCUGAAAAUAAAGGACCUCUACUCAACAAAAAUCCUAGGGUUUUCCCUCUUACGAUAUUCGAAGUAAGCGCCAAUCAACAAGUACCAGAAAAUAAGACUCAGCUCCGCGAAAUGUUGGCUAACGGUACCGCUAUACCGUUCCACAAAAAAUUAUGUCCAGGUUGCCACACCGUUCCCAAAGCUAAAGAAUGGCAAUCCGCUAACGAAACGGAAGGUUUGCACGUGUUUCACGUUGGUAAACGGAACGGGAAAUUCGUCCAUUGGGAACCGAUAUUCAUAGGAACCCAUGCUGAUCCUUUAUACGACGAAAGACUCAGUUGGGAGGGAAAGAUGGAUAAAAUGACACAGGGUUAUGCGUUGUGUGUUUUGAAUUACGACUUCAUGAUUCUCGACAACGCUUUCCUAGUCCACAAACCGGGCAUCAAGAUCUACAAGAAAGAUCCGAGACGCGCGAUGUUGGCGGGGAAAACCCAUCAACUCAUCAAUAAAAUAAUUUUCCCAGAACUAAAGGUCCUUUACGGGGUUAGAAAAGGCUGUGCUGUUUAAACAAACAUGUGAAUGCAAAGGUAAUACAGAACUUUAAGUCGUUUUAGACACUUUUAUAUUUCAUUUUAAAUUAUUGUGAUCAAUUUUUUUAUUAUUAUUACAUCGCAUUACUUCUAUAUAAUGUUCUUGUAAGUAUUAUUUAAUUAUAUUGGCUGUCAUUUUUCAUUAUAAAUGUCUUGCCAUAAUAUUUUGAGUUUUAAGUCCGAAAAGUAUUUAUUUGUUUCAUAGGCAGAAAAAAUGGAAAUAUUUUGUAAAUCUUUUAAAAAUAACGUACGUUUCUGUUCAAAUUAAUGUCGUUAAGUACUAAAAACUUAUAAUACAAUCAUUUUUGUUCCGUAUGGCCAAAGAAAAGAAAUUUUUACUCAAUUUUUGCCGAUAUUCAAUGUAAUUAUACCAGUCCAACAUACACAGAUGAUAAUUUAUGGUAUUCUAUCUAUUUUUCGACUGUUUUGAACAGCAACAUUCUAUUAAAUGUCUAUUACUAGUGUCCCUAGGUAUUUUCUCGUUUCUUUAUAGUACAUUGUUACAAAUUUGGACAAAAUUGAUGUAUCGGAUUAAAUAAUUAUCAUCGACAACACUUUACAGGUGUUUUCCCUUUUUUUGGAGUAAUUUAUUGAAGGUUUUGACCUUUUAAAGUGAUUGAUUACCAAUUAUAAGACUCUUCAGGGUUUGCCACGUUUCUUUGGAUUAAUUUUUUGACAAUAUUGUCUUAUACAGCAAUUGACAAGAUUCUCCAGGUGUUUCCCCUUUUUUGGAGUAAUUCAUUAAAUGUUUUGACGUGUUAAAGUGAUCGACUAUCAAUGCCAAGACUCUUCAGGCAUUUCCUCGCUUCUUUGGCGUAGUUUGCUGGAAUUUUGAAAAAAUGGACUUGUUAAGCAAUUUAUUACCAAUAGCAACAUUUUCGAUGUAAUUUUUUCAUUUCUUUAGUGUAAUUCCUUGAAAAUUCUGACAUAAGAGACUUGUUGGAGUGACUUGUUCCCAGUAGCAAGACUUUCCACACGCUUUUUCCAUUUUAUUAGUGGAUUUCCUUGAAUAUUGUGGCCAUAUUGACUAAUUAAACCCUUUCCGGAUGUUUUUUGGUGCAAUUUCUUAAGAAUUUCCAGACAAUUGAAUUGGUAACGAGAUUUGUAACCAAAAGCAGAUGUUUUUUCGUUUCUUUUAUGUAAUUUUUCAAAAAUUGACUUGAAAUUGUUCGUGAUGGACAUAUUUAUCGAAUCCACUUUGCCAGUAAGAAAUGAUAAUGAAAAUUUGAAGAUUGUCUUCUUCCUGGUUCGAUUUGUUAGUUAUAGCUGAUUUUUUGUAUGCCAAAAAGUAGGUUGAUGUGUCAGAAUCAAUUUUGUAAUUUUAAAUUUUAAUUUAUAACACGAAAAACGGAUUUACAGAAUAUUUUCCAUCAUAAAAUUUUAAUCGUGACUUCUCUUAUUUAUUUACAAGUGUAUAUUUUCCUAGUUGUAUAUACGAAAACUUUUUAUACAUAUAUCUAGCUUUUAUCUAUUUAGUGUGGAAUUUUUUGAGUGUAUGUGUUACGAAAAAAGCACUUUUUCGAGAUAAAUCAUUUUUAAAGCAUUUAUUCAAAGUCAUUCCUCGUGCCGAAACAUAAUUUGACUCUCAGAGGCAGUUUGAAACGAAUCCCUUGUAGUAUAAUAAUUUGAUGGUAAAAAUUUCGAAAUUUUUUACUCAUUUCGAAUUCAUUUGUCAAAAAAACUACCAAAAUAAUUAGUUCGUGAUUUACAUAGUGCAGUGAAAGGUUUACUAAUAAUUUCAGCAGAAAUUAUGAUACAACUUGUAUAUUAUAAAACUCAUUUUAUAUUUUCCUAACGUAAAUAUUCCCAAUUAAUCGUAAAAUGUAUGGAAUCGUGUUAAACUUAGUCAGACAUAUUCACUAUUACUUAAGGGCCCUUUUGGUUCAAGAUUUUCGUAAUAAAUUGAUUUUAGUACUCAUUUUAAGCCCUAAUUAUUCUAAUUACAAAUAAUAAUCACUUAAAUAGCCAUUUAGAACGAUUUUACGAGAUAUAUAUACCAAUUUGUUUACGUAAAGGUGCUAUUACUAAAUUAAACAAUGAAACUAAAAUUUUCUCAAAAUAUCAUGAAAAUAAAACAAUUUGUAUAACUUAAAACACCAUUUCAAACAAUUUUGAUCAAAAUAUAAACUAAAUUUUAAUACGACAAAAUAUGGUUGUAAAUACUUACUUAUGACGGUAUUUUAGCACGUUAUACUAUACUAAAAAACAUAAAUUCACUUGAAAUUAUAAUUUUUCUAAUAAAAAUAAAAAAUUCUUAAUAAAUUAUAGGUCAAAAUUGAUUUACAUCUUGAUUGAAAAUAAUCAAAAACGUUGUAAAAUAAACAUAACCUAUUAUGUCAAAUUUUAAUUUAACUUUACUCACGAAAAUGAUCGAGUUUAACCGAUUAAAAUGGUGUACAGACAACUUCACUUCGCUAUUUUAAAGCCUCGUUUAUAUUCGUUGAAUUUUCGAUCAUUGUCGGAUUUUGCGCACGAGUCAUCAGUUUAUCAUUAGAAGUCGUUUGGAGUGGAUGUGGUUUUACGUGUAUUAUAACCACCAUCUUGUUUACCUUUAUUUUGUUUAAUUAUUGUCUAACGAAUCAAAUAGUGUCUGUAGUGAUUUAGAUCUGGUUAAACUGAUGUGAUACGUGAAAUUUAAUUUAACUUAUUCUCAAAAUAAACAACGUGUUUUUAAAAAAUUCGGUUCUGGCUAAAUUUACGCGAGACGUAUACAAAUAAUAAUUUUUUUCAACUUAUUAUUUCAUAGAUCUUUUAAUAUGUUUUUAUUGAUAAAUCAUUUUGUUUCUAAAAACCGUCUAAUCAAGAGCAAAAUGGCCGACUCUUCAACUUUUUCUUUCCUUUGGUUUUGAUUUGACAAUUUACAAGGGAUUUACACAUGAAUCGCUCCUCUGGGUGAUGAAUUAUGAUUAAAACACGGUAAAUAGUGAAUCUCAUCAUCAAACCAACAUUUUACCGAAUAUAUUCACGUUCUUUUAGUAUAUUAUACCAAGUGCCAAUGUUAAACAUUUUCCCACCUAUACUUUUGUGAUGUAUGUAGACAUUCUGUAUAAUUCGUGUGGUUCCGAUCUUUAAUCAAUGUUUUAACAGUGAAAUAUUUAUAUAUAACAGAACCGUACAUCGUAAUAAUAGGCUCAAAUUUGUCAUUUCGUCGCUUCACUUCCAUCUUAUCAUACAAUGUAUGUUCCUGUUGAAGUUCGCGCACGCUUCGUCGGUUCGUAGACACUUCUAAGCAACUGAUUUUUGUUUAUGUCAAAAAAUUCUCAUUAUUUUUAAGACCCCUAUAAAGAUUUUACUUUACAGUUAUUUUAUAACGUCGAGUCGUAUAGUCCCAUCUCUUUUCCUUAUAUUUCAAGGACAUUUUCUUUUGUUUAUUUAUAAACAAGGAAUUUGAAAGUUUUCUCAGUGUAAUUGCGUUAAAAACUGUUGCUUAGGGGUGUUUAUGUUACGUAAUUAGCCUUGUCAUAUAUUUUUAUAUAAGAAACUAUUUAAAUGCUCAAUAUCUACCGUACCUUUCAAUUAUAGCUGCCUUUAAUGUAAGCGUUUAAAAAAAACUGCGUAUUUUUACAAACAUCCUGUAAAAAUAACGAAACUUAUAUAUUGUAAAUAUAUUGAAAGCUUCCUGUAUAUAUCGAUCGUGGAUUUUUGUGUAGCGUUUCGUGACGCGGAAUGUUAGUCACUUCUUUUAUGCCGUCGGCCAUUUUUGUAUAACUAUAAUUCCGAAAUAAACUUUCAGCCAUCUGUCGGCGAUAUCACGAACCUUUUUGAUCCGCAAAUGCAAUUUUUACAGGUUUCUAUAUAAACUUUGUAUACAAGCGUAGUUGCCAAAUGUAAAUUUUUAAUAUAUAUUGAGCGAUUGUACAGGGGUAAUGGGAAAUGUUUUACUAAAAACAAAGGAGAAAUUAUUUGCUUUGAAAUUCGAAUGAAUUAUUUAUUUAUAUAUUAUAUACAGGAAGUCUUUAAUGUAUGGUAGUAGGAGGUAACUUUAUUUUUUUUUGACACCCUGUUUUUAUUUGUUUUGCUCAUUAUUUGGUACUUAUCUGUAUUUUAAGUAAUUUAAUUUCGUUCUGUUUUUAUUUUUUAAUGAGAAAAUCGUCCUCUUGAUGUAUUUUUACCAUUUAUUGUGCCUUAUACACUGAUUCUAUGUAGUGGUGAAAUUAUAAAGUAAUUUUGUACCGUAUAUGGAAACUUUUUCUGCAAAUAUAAAAAUUGUGAAAAUUCCA
Molecule: messenger RNA, 6205 nt
Organism: Diorhabda sublineata
Lineage: Eukaryota; Metazoa; Arthropoda; Insecta; Coleoptera; Chrysomelidae
Product: beta-1,4-glucuronyltransferase 1-like
Exons: 8
Coding region: 556-1962 (468 amino acids)
Source: RefSeq, a predicted model, not a curated record